Messenger RNA from Suncus etruscus (white-toothed pygmy shrew), 1298 nucleotides. It is a transcript of the gene COPS8, whose product is annotated as COP9 signalosome subunit 8. Gene Ontology annotation, biological process: COP9 signalosome assembly; protein deneddylation. The coding region runs from base 92 to 721 and encodes 209 amino acids. NCBI's taxonomy places the organism in Eukaryota, Metazoa, Chordata, Mammalia, Eulipotyphla, Soricidae. The transcript is spliced from 8 exons. Gene Ontology annotation, cellular component: COP9 signalosome. The record is from RefSeq and is a predicted model, not a curated record.
GCGGCGCGACGCCGCGGCAGGGGUACGGUCCAGGGGUCUGGCUGUCGUUGGGCGCAGCACAGCGGCGGCAACGGCGGCGGCGGCCGGGAAGAUGCCCGUGGCGGUGAUGGCGGAAAGUGCCUUUAGUUUCAAAAAGUUGCUGGAUCAGUGCGAGAACCAGGAGCUCGAGGCUCCCGGAGGGGUCGCCACGCCCCCGGUGUACAGCCAGCUUCUGGCUUUGUAUCUACUUCAUAAUGACAUGAAUAAUGCAAGAUACCUGUGGAAAAGAAUACCGUCUGCCAUAAAAUCUGCGAACUCGGAGCUCGGAGGAAUCUGGUCAGUGGGACAGAGGAUCUGGCAGAGGGAUUUCCCAGGCAUCUACACCACCAUCAGUGCACAUCAGUGGUCCGAGGCGGUACAGCCCAUCAUGGACGCGCUGAGAGAUGCCACGCGGAGCCGCGCCUUUGCCCUGGUCUCACAGGCCUACACAUCCAUCAUCGCCGAUGACUUCGCUGCCUUCGUAGGGAUGCCCGUGGAAGAGGCUGUGAAAGGAAUACUGGAGCAAGGAUGGCAGGCCGACUCCACUACCAGGAUGGUUAUGCCCAAGAAGCCCGCUUCAGGCGCCCUGGACAUGUCCUUCAGCAGGCUUAUCUCCUUGUCAGAGCCCUCCCCAGUCCCACCCAUCCCCAACGAGCAGCAGUUGGCCCGGCUGACCGACUACGUAGCUUUCCUGGAGAACUGACCCACCAGGCCAUCAACGACAGAGAUGUAAAGUUUAUUUUCACUGUACUGGACAGACAGACGGAGUCCUCCAUCCCCUGCGAGUCCAAGAUGAAACGCGUAUAUAAUAUAAAGUAUAUUAUAUAUAUUUUGUCCUCCACAUGAUGCUCACCAUUGUUGAAACUUCUCAUUUUGUACCCUGCACCCAGAUGUGGCCGGGCAUGUUCACAGCAAGCCCCUCCUGGGCCUGCAAGCAGGGUGCCUGUGCCCCAACACACUACCUGCCCCCCCAGCAGACCUGAGCGCUCCAUGCUCAGGUUAUGGGGCUCACCCAUACCAAGUUGCCGUAUGUUCGGGGCCCAGAACCUGUUGCCCGAGCAACCACUGCCCUUUAGAAGGUGGAGCCAGGGUAUGGGGUGCUGGUGCAGUGCCCCUGGACAUCCCGUGGUGCCAGCAGGAACGGUAGGCCUUGGGCAGUACCGAGCAGGCAUGUCCUGUGAGUCUGUCCUCAUCUCUGGCACUCUUGGCUGCGUCUCUUCAGCUCAGACCUGGUUCGUUCAUUCUGCAUUUGUUCAAUAAAUAUUUAAUUAAAUUCUUCA